Molecule: messenger RNA, 519 nt
Organism: Bubalus bubalis (water buffalo)
Lineage: Eukaryota; Metazoa; Chordata; Mammalia; Artiodactyla; Bovidae
Gene: UBL5
Product: ubiquitin like 5
Exons: 5
Coding region: 192-413 (73 amino acids)
Biological process (GO): protein modification process; mRNA splicing, via spliceosome
Cellular component (GO): cytoplasm; nucleus
Molecular function (GO): protein binding; protein tag activity
Source: RefSeq, a predicted model, not a curated record
UUUUAGCGUAGGUUCUUAGUGUCUACUCUGGCCUGGGUUUAGCAGUCGUGCGAGGAGGUUGUGGCGUCUCCUGCUUCCAGGCGAUUUGAGGUGAGACGGCCAGGUAGAGGAGUCCGGAGUCGGGAAAAGGGGACCCCUGAAGUCUCGAUUCAGUUGCCUCCCAGUCCCCGCUUUGUGUUGCUCCAGCCAGGAUGAUCGAGGUUGUUUGCAACGACCGUCUGGGGAAGAAGGUGCGCGUUAAGUGCAAUACGGAUGACACCAUCGGGGACCUUAAGAAGCUGAUCGCAGCCCAAACUGGCACCCGUUGGAACAAGAUCGUAUUGAAGAAGUGGUACACGAUUUUUAAGGACCAUGUGUCUCUGGGGGACUAUGAAAUCCACGAUGGGAUGAACCUGGAGCUUUAUUACCAAUAGAGCAGAAUUCCUUCUUCCUGCCCUUCCCCCUCUUCCCACCCUCACUCCCCACACUAAUAUGGAUGCUUGUUUUUGGAAACUCAUGUUAAUAAAAACUUAGAGGCUG